This is a messenger RNA of Caenorhabditis bovis, 2385 nucleotides long. The record is from the annotation of a GenBank genome assembly. Lineage: Eukaryota; Metazoa; Nematoda; Chromadorea; Rhabditida; Rhabditidae.
AUGGCGCAGAAAAAUGACGAGUUAAGUGAUGAUAACGUACACGUCAAAGAACUCAAACGGCUUUUCCAUUCCUGCAAUGUCGGCAGGAACGGUCUUCUCGAAAAAGACGGCCUCCAAUUGCUUUGCGAGAAGCUGAAUCUUUCAGAUUUUUCGGAGAGCAUCGUAGAUCGUGUCCUUUGCGAGGACAACGCCAUCAACUUCAAGCAAUUCAAAGACCGCUUUCUACUAUUUCUGCCGGAGAUAAUCGAUCUGGCCUCUGGGAAUACGGACGAACUACUAAUUGCGGCAUACAAAACAUGUUCAGUGCUUGGCAUCAAGGAUACCCAAAGGCUUUCAAAAUAUGAUGUUCACGCGAUAUGCGAAUCAACAUCGGAAUUGGAUUUGCUCUCGGUGCUCGACAUCAAUUUGCUAUUCGAGAAAAGCUCGAUCGGCGGUAAAGUGUCGCUGGUUGAUUUCAUCGCGCAGUAUCGUGCCAAAGAAAAAAUGUCGGAUGAGAUACAUUUUAUUGCCGAUUCCUAUCGGAUAUCAUCAUUGCAUCUAUUUGAGAAUCUGGAUUCAUUGGGCAGCGGAGAGGCCGACCAUUCAACUGUUAUUGAAUAUUUGACAAAUUCUGGUCUCAAAGUCGAAGAAGCGGUAUCAAUUCUCAAGGACAUUGGCCAAUCAAGCUCUUCCAUGGUUGGACUUGUUGCAUUGGGGAAUUACCUCGAGUCGUCAUUGUCGCAUACUCUCAAUUCGUCGCAGGUGCCCGCUCGUGCUGCCGUGUUUUGCAUGAAGUCGCUCAUUGAAAAUUAUAGGUGCUCGAUUCGAGAGUUCGAGCUUCGCUGCGAGCAUCUCCAAAAACAAAUUCAUAUUGCGAAUCAGCGACGCACAAUGCUCAUCGAGGAGCUCGAUCAGAAUCAGCAGAGCAUUGAAGCGAGCUACAACAAUCGGCUCAAAGAGAUGGAAGAGCGAUGCCGCAGUCGGAUUGCUGUUAUGGAAGAGAAGUUCCGACAAGAGCGCGUCGAAAUGCAGAGAGAAUUCGAAACGAUCGAGAAGGACUUGUCCUUGGUGCGCCAUAACGAAACAUCGCUCAAAAAUAAACUCCUUCUUGUUGAGCGCCAUAAUAAACGAAUCAGUUCUGAGCUUGAGGAGCAGACUGAAAACGUGAACACGCUGGAAAAGGAGAAUCGUCAACUAAGAACUGAAGCGCGAAAAAAACAACAAUUCCGCUCUUCCGAGGACAAUGCAAAAUUAAUGGUAUGGAAGCAAAAAGUUGAAUUAUUGGUUGCGCACAAUAAACGUCUACGUGAGAAGAUGCAGGAACUCUCAAAGAAGUCGAAGAACAGCGCCGGCACCGAUCAAGAAUCGUUCGUACAAUGGACACCGCCGUUUAAAAGUCAACUCCUUUUAAUUCGCAAACGCCGCUCACAGAAAGGCGAUACUCUUUCUGAAAUGGAAAGCGAACCGGAGUCAAUAUUCUAUCGAAGACGAAGGAAGCGGUUGUACAAGAAAAAAGACCGAAUGAAGAGAUACGAACAGAUUCAUAAUAUCACGGGUAACGAAAAUGAUGCGGAAGAAAAUGCUACCUCUACACAUGACGAAACCGGUAGAAAGAUUAUAUUAUCUCCACGAAAUCGCGACAUGUUGAACAAUUUGAAAGACAGUGACUCGACAAUUGCUCAUGACUUGAAGCUCAUUGCUCGCGCAAAGGGUGCCGGCGAACGAGGAAAGAAGUCAGAUGAAACGCCAAAUGAAAAAAACUAUGCGAUUGAAAUAAAGAUGCUGCAAAAUUCGUUGGCCACUCAAAAGCAAAUGUACGAAAUGCAAAUACUAAACUUGUCGAGAAAGGUUGCAUCGCUGCAAAAUGAGCAGCAUAAGCCGCCGGAGGCUCCGAAAGCCCGAUUCUACACACUUUUCGAAAACUACAGAAAAACAAAUGAUAAGACGCCAAGCGUCGCAUUGGGUGUUGAGAAAAACACUGGUGUUCGUAGUCGUGUUGCAGCAUCGCUUUCGGCUCAUUGCUCAAAAUGCUCACAAAUUGAGCCGAAGAUCGGCGAGCUUGCAUCGAUCGUCGGUGCUCAUAAAGAGUUCACAGUUGAAGACCCGGUGCCCUCCAUGUCUAGUCAAGAUAAAGCCCAUUUGCAAUGCGAACUCGGCCGGCUGAAAACGAGAUUGAAUUUGGCUCGCAGCAAGGUCAUCGAAAUUCAAAAUUUCUUCAACAAUUCGGGUCGAACAAAUUUGAAGCCUGAUUCGAAACUACCCUACUCUUCAAGAACACACCGCUCAUUCGCGGAUCUUCGUGAUCGAACGCCACUCUCGGAGCGAUCCGAAUCAUCAAGAGACUCGGUCGCCGAUCCGUCCCAAUUCAACAAUAUGCCUAGAAUGUUUCAGAAACAAUUUGUCUAG